Messenger RNA from Hyaena hyaena (striped hyena), 1336 nucleotides. RefSeq names its product F2R like thrombin or trypsin receptor 3 (gene F2RL3). Gene Ontology annotation, cellular component: membrane. The transcript is spliced from 3 exons. NCBI's taxonomy places the organism in Eukaryota, Metazoa, Chordata, Mammalia, Carnivora, Hyaenidae. Gene Ontology annotation, biological process: blood coagulation; positive regulation of Rho protein signal transduction; thrombin-activated receptor signaling pathway. The record is from RefSeq and is a predicted model, not a curated record. Gene Ontology annotation, molecular function: thrombin-activated receptor activity.
GCCAGGUUCGGCAGCAUGUGUGUCCUCCUACUGCUGUGGCCCCUGUGGCCCCUGGUGCUGGGGCUCAGCCUGGGACAUGGCACCCUGACCCCCCUCACCUACGACGAGCUGGGGAGCACAGGGGGAGGCGAUGAUGGCACACUGGGGCCCCUGACCGGGCCCUGGGAGGGGACCCCUCACCCAUCCAUAGUGCGCAGCUUCCCCGGCCAGCCCUGGUUCAACCGCAGCGACGUCGUGGAGCUCCUAGACAGCUCUCGGGCGCUGCUGGUGGGCUGGGUGCCCACGAGGCUGGUGCCCGCGCUCUACGGGCUGACUCUGCUGGUCGGGCUCCCCGCCAACGGCCUGGCGCUGUGGGUGCUGGCCACGCGGGUGCCGCGGCUGCCCUCCACCGUGCUGCUGAUGAACUUGGCAGCCGCCGACCUCCUGCUGGCCUUGACGCUGCCGCUGCGCAUCACCUACCACCUGCAGGGCCAGCACUGGCCCUUCGGCGAGGCCACCUGCCGCCUGACCACGGCCGCGCUGUACGGCCACAUGUACGGCUCCGUGCUGCUGCUGGCCGCCAUCAGCCUGGACCGCUACCUCGGCGUGGUGCACCCGCUGCGGGCCCUCACCCUGCGAGGCUGGCGCCUGGCCGCAGGGCUCUGCACCGUGGCCUGGCUGGCGGCCGUGGCUCUGGCGCUGCCCCUGGCGCUGCAGCGGCAGACCUUCCGGUUGUCACGCUCGGACCACAUGCUGUGUCAUGACGUGCUGCCCAUGGGCGCCCAGGCCACCUACUGGCGGCCUGCCUUCAUCUGCCUGGCCGUGCUCGGCUGCUUCCUGCCGCUGCUGGCCAUGCUGCUGACCUACGGGGCCACCCUGGUCGCGCUGGCGGCCGGUGGCCGGCGCUACGGGCAUGCACGGAGGCUGACUGCACUGGUGCUGGCCUCGGCCAUGGCCUUCUUCGUGCCCAGCAACACGCUGCUACUGUUGCACUACUCAGACCCGGGCCCGGACGCCUGGGGAAAUCUGUACGCCGCCUACGUGCCCAGCCUGGCGCUCAGCACCCUCAACAGCUGUGUGGACCCCUUCAUCUACUACUACGUGUCCACUGAGUUCAGGGACAAGAAGAAAUGAAUACAUGUAGGGAAGAAGGCCACGCAACCACAAAGACACACGCUGGGGUGACGGAGCCACAGCCAAGAAACGUGGCGACUGCCAGCGGCCACCACGAGCCGGGACAGCAGCCUGAGUCACUGGCGUGUGGAGCCCCCAAAAGAAGCCGACCCUGGCCGCGCCCGGAUCUCAAACUUCUUGCCUCUGGAACUGUCAGAGAAUAACUGUCUACUGUUUUAAGUCA